AUAAGACAUAUAUCAAAAUCAUAUCACAAUACCACAUAACUAAAAGUAGCUUUAUGAAAAAUAUGAAAUCAAUGGUAGGAUUCGACUCACCAUCGUUUUCUCACGACAUUGCGUAAUGUUCGCUGAGGAAGGUGUCACGAAAUUACAUAUGCAAGUAAAUCCUAAUGGUUGGGCACUUUACGAAGGUUCAUCCACACGUAAUAGUGAUCGGCCAGUUUAUACCGCUCAGAGGGAUGACGAUGGUGUUGUAUUUUUAAAUAACAACAUGGAGACGAUAGGGAGGUCUAAUAUACCAAAAGCAACCGCUUGGAGAGAUAAGAAUAUUAAUCUUACACUUAAUGAUCGUUCAUACGAGCUAUGUAAGCCAAGUUGGUGGCGUACGUGCCGUAGGUUCGUCAGUUAUGAAGGUAUCCAGUGCGCAUCUAUCAGAGUUGUUAAAGGAUUCUUGCAGAUUGUUAACACAGAUAAUAAUCACGUAUUGGCUACGUUUACAUACUCUCAAUGGUCAAAGAGAAAGCUAGGUGUGAUAAGACAUUAUUCUACAGAAAACCCGAGUGAUAAUGAUAGACAGCUGUUUACUAUCAUCCUUUCAAUAGUUGCUAAAGUUGACAGUCAGCGUCAGCUUUAAAGUUAUAUCAGACUGUAUGAAUGAAUAUAUUAUAGAUUUGAAGAAAUUU
This is a messenger RNA of Wallemia mellicola CBS 633.66, 677 nucleotides long. RefSeq lists its product as hypothetical. The coding region runs from base 116 to 628 and encodes 170 amino acids. The transcript has a single exon. The record is from RefSeq and is a predicted model, not a curated record. NCBI's taxonomy places the organism in Eukaryota, Fungi, Basidiomycota, Wallemiomycetes, Wallemiales, Wallemiaceae.